Opisthorchis viverrini is the source of this 225-nucleotide messenger RNA. RefSeq lists its product as hypothetical. The coding region runs from base 1 to 225 and encodes 74 amino acids. NCBI's taxonomy places the organism in Eukaryota, Metazoa, Platyhelminthes, Trematoda, Opisthorchiida, Opisthorchiidae. The transcript has 2 exons. The record is from RefSeq and is a predicted model, not a curated record.
AUGGCCAUCCAGACGUGUGUUGAAGAGGCGGAUAGAGUGGAUAUGGAAGGCACUCAAGAAAAAAUCCUGGCACCCUUUCGUAGCACAGCUGUCGUGAAAAUAGAAGGGAGCACAAGAAAUGAGUUAUUGCUAAGCUGCUCACACCUAGACAGAUGCAACCGCAAAGCAGAAAUUGGGUUCGAACAAUGGACAUUUCGGUCACAAGCUUCACCUUUCAACCGCUGA